AUGCCACCACCAUCAGAUAUUGUCAAAGUGGCCAUUGAGUGGCCAGGUGCUAAUGCCCAGCUCCUUGAAAUCGACCAGAAACGGCCCCUGGCAUCCAUCAUCAAGGAAGUUUGUGAUGGGUGGUCAUUGCCAAACCCUGAGUAUUACACCCUUCGGUAUGCAGACGGGCCCCAGCUCUACAUCACUGAACAGACUCGCAGUGACAUUAAGAAUGGGACAAUCUUACAGCUGGCUAUCUCCCCGUCCCGGGCCGCACGCCAGCUGAUGGAGAGGACCCAGUCAUCCAGCAUGGAGACCCGGCUGGAUGCCAUGAAGGAGCUGGCCAAGCUCUCUGCCGACGUGACCUUCGCCACCGAGUUCAUCAACAUGGAUGGCAUUGUUGUGCUGACGCGGCUCGUGGAAAGUGGAACCAAGCUCUUGUCCCACUACAGUGAGAUGCUGGCAUUCACCCUGACUGCCUUCUUAGAACUCAUGGACCAUGGCAUUGUCUCCUGGGACAUGGUUUCCAUCACCUUCAUUAAGCAGAUUGCAGGGUACGUGAGCCAGCCUAUGGUGGACGUGUCCAUCCUUCAGAGGUCCCUGGCCAUCCUGGAGAGCAUGGUCUUGAAUAGCCAGAGUUUGUACCAGAAGAUAGCAGAGGAAAUCACUGUGGGACAGCUCAUCUCUCACCUCCAGGUCUCCAACCAGGAAAUUCAGACCUACGCCAUUGCCCUGAUUAACGCACUUUUUCUGAAGGCUCCUGAGGACAAGCGACAGGACAUGGCCAAUGCAUUUGCACAGAAGCACCUUCGGUCCAUAAUCCUAAAUCAUGUGAUCCGAGGGAACCGCCCGAUCAAAACUGAGAUGGCCCAUCAAUUGUAUGUCCUACAAGUCCUGACCUUUAACCUUCUGGAAGAAAGGAUGAUGACCAAGAUGGACCCCAAUGACCAGGCUCAAAGAGACAUUAUAUUCGAACUGAGGAGGAUUGCAUUUGAUGCAGAGUCUGACUCGAGCAAUGUCCCUGGGAGUGGGACUGAAAAACGCAAAGCCAUGUAUACCAAGGACUACAAAAUGCUGGGAUUUACUAACCAUAUCAACCCAGCAAUGGACUUCACACAGACUCCUCCUGGAAUGCUGGCCUUGGACAACAUGCUGUACUUGGCUAAAGUCCAUCAGGACACCUACAUCCGGAUCGUCCUGGAGAACAGCAGCCGCGAAGACAAACAUGAGUGCCCCUUUGGCCGCAGUGCGAUUGAGCUUACCAAAAUGCUCUGUGAAAUCCUCCAGGUUGGGGAACUACCAAACGAAGGGCGCAAUGACUAUCACCCCAUGUUCUUUACCCACGACCGAGCCUUUGAGGAGCUCUUCGGAAUCUGCAUCCAGCUGCUGAACAAGACCUGGAAGGAGAUGAGGGCAACAGCCGAGGACUUCAACAAGGUUAUGCAGGUUGUCCGAGAGCAGAUCACUCGUGCUCUGCCCUCCAAACCCAACUCUUUGGAUCAGUUCAAGAGCAAACUACGCAGCCUGAGCUACUCUGAGAUUCUGAGGCUGCGCCAGUCUGAAAGGAUGAGCCAGGAUGACUUCCAGUCCCCGCCAAUUGUGGAGCUGAGGGAGAAGAUCCAGCCCGAGAUUCUUGAGCUGAUCAAGCAGCAGCGACUGAACCGGCUCUGUGAGGGCAGCAGCUUCCGGAAGAUUGGGAAUCGCCGAAGGCAAGAGCGUUUCUGGUACUGCCGCCUCGCACUGAACCACAAGGUCCUGCACUACGGUGACUUGGACGACAACCCUCAAGGGGAGGUGACAUUUGAAUCCCUGCAGGAGAAAAUUCCUGUUGCAGACAUCAAGGCCAUUGUCACUGGGAAAGAUUGCCCCCACAUGAAAGAGAAAAGCGCUCUGAAACAGAACAAGGAGGUGUUGGAGUUGGCUUUCUCCAUCCUCUAUGACCCCGAUGAGACCUUAAACUUCAUUGCGCCUAAUAAGUAUGAGUACUGCAUCUGGAUUGAUGGCCUCAGUGCCCUUCUGGGGAAGGACAUGUCCAGUGAGCUGACCAAGAGUGACCUGGACACCCUGCUGAGCAUGGAGAUGAAGCUGCGGCUUCUGGACUUGGAGAACGUCCAGAUCCCGGAAGCGCCCCCACCAGUGCCCAAGGAGCCCAGCAGCUACGAUUUUGUGUAUCAUUAUGGCUGA
This is a messenger RNA of Pipistrellus nathusii (Nathusius's pipistrelle), 2163 nucleotides long. NCBI's taxonomy places the organism in Eukaryota, Metazoa, Chordata, Mammalia, Chiroptera, Vespertilionidae. The record is from the annotation of a GenBank genome assembly.